CAUCUCCGGUGGUGUUCCGUAUCUUCGCUCAUAAAUCUACCGCUGCUCUUUCUUAACUAACACCGCUCUGUCCCGACGCUGUUCCUGGACUUCUUCUAGCGGGAGGCAGAGCGACAUAUCUCAACCUUUAAAGUUUUGAUACUGCGGGACUUUAUUUUUUAAAAGAGACCACGAGCUGAAAGCCAUGAAACAAUUCACCCCAGGGUUUUUGCCAGCCUACAACAGCCUCACUGACAAACAUCUUGCAGAUUACUUCAGCAACACUCGAAUCAGAAAACACCUGCUGAAAGCAGGACUGAUCACCAGGAGUGGGAGAAUUGUUCCGGAAAAGGAUUAUAAACAUAAACUGAUCCAGACAGCCAACCAGAACAAUGUCCGAGAGUGCCUGGCCCAAGCCAUUUUCCAAAAGGUGCUGGAGAGAGAGCACUACUACCAAAUCGAGAUCAAAAAGAAACAGACGGAUUAUGAAAGGAAGCAACGAGUGCAAAGGGUUAAGGUGGCGCGCUGUAAAAAGUACGAGGAAGAGAUGAUCCGCGCCCUGACUCCAUGCCCCCCCAUGACAUCCAAGUCCAUCUGGACACAGUUCUCAGUUCCACUGGGGAAACACUUUCAAUCCUCUGACUUCCCAAGCUUUCCUCGACCAAACACGGCUCCUGGAAAGAUGCAGAGGCCGGUGCGCCUAAAGCCCAUCCAGAGGAGAAGCUACACAGCUUUACCCAGACACAUCUCACCUUACAGAAAAAGUACGUCCUUUCUGGAGAGCCAGCCGUUCAACUGCCUUACGAGCAUGAAGUCCCGCAGACGUUUUACCCCAAAAGACAACUACCCUGGUCUCGACCACUUCUGUCUCCCAGUCACCAAGAACUUUAUAAUACCAGUGCCCCCAGAGACACCCCCAAAAGUCACCCCCAGCAGCACCAUCAGAAGCCGCAGACUGCGCCCCAGCACUUCUUCCAGUGGAGUUGAGGAACCCCCUUGGCUAAGGACCUCAGUUCACCAGAGUCGAGUGCGUAUGACCAUGGUGUACUUUGGCAAACUGGUUCAUCUCUCUGACCACCCAUCCAUUAUAAGGGAUGAAAUCAAAGUGCUACAGCAGCACUGUGGAGGAGAAAACUUGUGUGUGUACCAGGGAAAACUCUGCGAGGGAGAUGUUUUCCAGUUCCUUUCAAGGCGCCACAAAGGUUUUCCCUUCAGCUUGACCUUCUACCAGAACGGGUUGCUAGUGGAGCGGCUAAGCUCCUGCUGUGAAUAUAAACACAGUAAAGGCUCCCGAAUCGGAGGAAGGCAUGGACUCUUUGGCUUCUGUAGCAUGGAAGGGGCGUCUCCUUGUUACAAGUGCAUCUUAGCAAUGAGCAUGGACAGACAGCCCAUUCCUCCUCCAAAGAAAGUCAAAGAAGAACAAUCAGCCGCUAGCCUUAAAGAUGAACCUGAGAAGGAAUCAAAUGCAAGUGAGGAGGAAGCUGCGUCAGACCAGGCGUUUGAGAGCAGUCAUACACCUGAAAUGGACACAACAGUCAGAAAACAGUCAGCCACUAGCCUUAAAGACGAAAAUGAAAUGGAGGCAGAGGCAACUGAGGAAGGAGCUGUUUCAAAACAGGAGUACACGAGCCAUCAAUCACCUGAAAUGGACACAACAGUCAUAGAACAGUCAGCAUCUGUGGAGAGCAACAUCAUAAAUGAUUAUGAAGAAGACUUUGAAGCAGAUAAUGAAAGUUCUAUGGAAGAAACAACAUUGCAAGAAAUGAAAUCCCAGGAUGAGGAGACAGAGGCGUGUGAGGUUGAGGAAGAGGAGGACAAUGGCGAAGAGAACAGGUCUCGUUCAGUCUCCGUCAUGUCAGGUAGAUGUACGGAGAAGACUGGUGUUGAAACCACAAUACCCUCGGAAGAUGAGGAGAAAGAAGAUAAUACUAAAGAGGACAACCAAGCAGAAGCUGCUGCUCCUGUAAGUAAAAAAGUCAAAUGGAUAAACGAGGAAACCUCUCCCGGCAUAGUCAAGUCCGCUUCGGUCAAUAACUCAGAGUUACUGGACAACGCCAUGGACAGCACAGGGAUUGAAAUUGCUGCCACCAGCGUCCUCCGGGGGAAUGAUAAUGAACUGAGCUCUGUCCCCUCAGAAGACAAAAAUGUAGAGGAUUCUGAAUAUGAGAUCAAAACUGAAGAUGAGCUAGAGAGGGCCAAAUCUGUGCAGGAGAAGCUGGCAGAAGCCAUCCUGAAGGAGUCUCAGAGUAGCUCUGAGCCUGAAUUGAGCGACACUAGUACCGAGGAAGAGGAGGUAUCUGUGGAUAAAGCCCCUGACAAAGAAAACAAAGAACAUCUGAAGACUCUGGUAGAAGAGACGAAUUGUGAAGAAAAUGUUACCAAUGAAGUUGUAGAGGAACAAAAAGUGUUUACAGAAGCAGAAGAAGAGGAGGACAAGAUAUCGGACCAUGGUGACAACACUCAAGAAGAGAGAGUCGGUGAGGUUGGGGAGGAUGGAAAGCCCACAGAGGAUGAAGUCAGAACACAGAGGGAUAAAUCAGAGGAACCAGGUGAAGCCCACCUCCCUGUAGACGGAGAGGUGGCACAAGACGACAAGAUAGAGGAUCCCUUUGAAAGAAGUGAUGUUGAGGCUACCCAUAAUGAUGAAGAAAAAGUGGAAAAAGGUUCAGCAAAACCUGACAGUCAGCAUGAUGAGUCGGGGCAAAGGGCAAAAAGCAGAGAAAAGGAUGAGUCAUCAGUAUUAGAGCCAAGUGAGGAGGCCGAUGAGCCAGCAGUGCCAGAUAUUGCUGAGGCAGAGGCUACAAGCGAGACGAUGGAGACAAAAGCAGAAUCGUCAGAGGAACAAGAGGCCCUCAGCUGUGAAGAGGCACCUGAGACCGGCACAGACGAGAUGCAGGCAGACAGCGAGGAAGCUCAAGUCACAGUGGAGAAUUCAAGCAGAUCACCAGAGGAGUGUGGGGACUCCACAACUGAGAAAACAGUAGAGAUGCAUGUGGAAGCUGUGAAAACCCAGAGCAUUAAUGAUGAAAUUCAUGUAGAAACAAAACAGCAAUUGUCAAGAACUGAAGAGGGAGAGGAUGACAGUCGAGAGGAAAACUGUGGGGUAAGAGACGAAUCUGUGGAAGAACAUGAAACAGCAGAGAGGCAAAACCUUACACAUUUAGAGGAGAUAACAGAAGCUGAAAAUGAAGCAGAAGAAAUUAAUGAUGAAAGCAAGGUUGAUGAAAGUAAUGAGCAAACUAAAAACCCACCAGAGGGGACCGAAUGUGAAGAAAUUCAAGAUGAGGAGAGUAAAGACGAAAUUAGAGAGACUGAGAAAGAUGGUAAUGAAGAAGAUGAGGGUAAAAUCAGCUGGGGCGAACCUGAAGCCAAGACAGAUGAUAAAGGUCAAGCUAGCGAAGAAGGGAGUGAGACAAAGAAAGUUUUACGAGAAAAAGAUGAUGAAGCAGGAAUGUUGGAUAAUGGUGAGAAGGAAAAAGUUGAAGGGAAUAAAACCGAUGAAGAAUAUGAAGAUAUAACCAAGAACAGUGUAGCAGAGGAAAGAGAAACAUCUGAGAUCACAGAAGUACCUCAGAAAAGUCAAGAUACUGACUUGGAUACAGAAAAAAUGAAAACAAUUUCUGAAAUUAUCGCUGAGUCAGAGAAAGUCAGUGAAAGUAAAGCAGCAGAAGGGACUGAAAUGCAUCAGCCAACUCUAGCUGUUGCAGAAUCCGAGACUGGUGAAAGAGAAGCACAGAAGGAAAGUGAAAGAGGAGAAAUAGACGCUAAAAAUGGGGAGAGUUCUUUCGCGACUGAGCGUGAACCUCAAGAGGAUGAGGAAAAUGCUGUAACAUCUGACGAGAAAAGACAAACGAAUGAGCCAGAUGAAGAAAUUGAGAGCACAGAAGUAAAAGAGGUAGUUAUGGAGUCUAGAGACAAUGCCGAAAAACAAGAGGACAGCUUGACUGAUCAGGCCCCAGAGACUGGUGUACCGGAAAGCGAUGCCAAAGAAACGGAUGGCAGCAUGGUGAAGCAUGAUGAAGCUGCUAGCAGGGUCUCAGAGCCAGAGACAUUUGGAGCAGAAAUACAAGAAGAGAGAAAUGCCAAUGAGGACGUAGAUGAAGUUGAAAAUGAGAACAAGGUGUACAAUUUGAUCCUAAACAACGCUGAGAGCGAUAUCAGUGAGGUGUCUCCUUUAGGCGAAAUCUCUUCUGCUGCUGAUGUGGAGGAAACAGCUAAGCAAAAAGAUGAAGGGACAUCUAGGUCUAUAACUGACAAAGCACUAGAAACCGGAGAGAAUGGAGAGGACACAGAGGAGGCAAGCAAGGCAUCAGAGGAAGGAGCAAGUGUUCUGCUCAAACCUCUAGCUCCAAACACAGAGGGAGAAGAUGUUGUCGGUGAAGGAACCCCAGAGGCUUUAUCAAGAGAUGACAAUACGGAUAUGGUCACAAACUGGAUACAAAUGCACCAAACAUCAAAGUUUUUCGAGACAUUUGUUGAGCCUUUAGAAGAUCUGAGGAAUGAGGUCCCAGAUGCACAGGUAUCCAACCCAAAUGGUGAAGAAAAAGAAUCUGCCGAGCUACUAAGACCAGAGAGCCCAACAAAGAUGGGAAGGAUCUCAGAGGAUGGAGACAUAGAGGACUCAAGAAAAGAAACUCAAGCUAAAGCUAUUGAAGGUGGACUACAAGGCAGCGAGGAGGCCGGUAAGAAAAGCCCUGAAACAAAUAAAGAGACUGACCAACAUGACAGUAGGGGAUCACAAGGAGAUGACAAAGUAAGUCAAGAGGGAAACACACCUUUUACAACUGAAGUGGAAACUUUCUCAAGUUCUCUCAAAGCCAAAAGCGAUUUUGAGAAUCAAAGUGGUGGAAAUGCAAACAGUGGUCCAGACCUGAUUGUGAAACAAACAGCCACAGAUCCUUCAUUCAAACCAGAACAAUCAAACUCCCUGAACGGACAGGGCGACACAGACAACACAUUGAACAACAUCAGCAGAGACGGGCAUCAAAUAACGAAGCUCACAACAUCUCACUCAGCUGAUGGAAGCAGGGAAGAGUCCUGCGAUGAAGAUGUCCAAACUAAAAUGUUAGAGCGACGCUUCAGUGGAGAGACAAGAGACACGCAAAUCAUCGAAGACAUCAAACACACCCUGAGCAAAGAGCGCCUGAGCACUGUCUCAUUGUUUGGACACACUUCUUAUCCUUUACUGACCACUUCAGGGUCUGAUGGUGGACAGUAACGAUAAUGUGAUAUUUUAAUCGCUAAUUUGAGAAAAUCUUGUUUAACUUAGGAUCCAUAGAUAAUCAAUUGCAGCAAUCAAGAGCAAAUACGACAUAGGUUUGGGUUUGACAGAAUUCCUCAAGUGUCUCUUACUGCCUGUGUGUUUUUUGGAAUAAGUACUUAGACAUCCGUCGCACCUGAAUAACCAGAAAGAACAAGCUGUACCUUGUGUUUUGACUACUGGUCGCAAUGUUUACAGUAGACCCACCUCUUCUUCUGUUAGUCACAAUGUGGCGGUAUCAAGUACAGCCGCUAUCAUCUAUUACCUGUAAACGGAUCCACCUCGACUCCUGCUUACGGAUGAUUGAAUAAUUCAUAGCUGUCAGACUCCCGCAUCUUUAGCCGACCUCUGAUGCACUUUACAUUUCCAACCAAGUGGCUAUGAGAAGGCCAGCUUUCAUCAGGGGUCUGUAAUUCAAACUGGUAAUGGCCAUUUCAAUCAACAGUCUGACAUGAUUACCUAGUGACAUUAUCAGCAACAGGAGACCGAUAAUGAUGAUUAGCUUGGUGGUGAUGAAGUGAAAUGUCAAAAAGAUCCUUGCUGCUAAUGCCUAACUGUAUUUUUUUUAGAUAGUUAAUAUUUUUAUUGUCUCAUGUUUAGGUGUAGGUGUGUGCAGCUUCAGCAUUUUAUGUGAUAUCUAUCCCUGAUGUACAGCUUGUGUGAAUAGGCCAACAUGAAAAUAAAUGUAAUGAGAAUUGAAA
Xiphophorus hellerii (green swordtail) is the source of this 5940-nucleotide messenger RNA. RefSeq names its product glutamate-rich 3 (gene erich3). The transcript is spliced from 14 exons. The record is from RefSeq and is a predicted model, not a curated record. Lineage: Eukaryota; Metazoa; Chordata; Actinopteri; Cyprinodontiformes; Poeciliidae. Bases 185 to 5197 code for a protein of 1670 amino acids.